Aureobasidium namibiae CBS 147.97 is the source of this 1671-nucleotide messenger RNA. Its product is annotated as P-loop containing nucleoside triphosphate hydrolase protein. Gene Ontology annotation, cellular component: mitochondrion; cytoplasm. Bases 1 to 1671 code for a protein of 556 amino acids. The record is from RefSeq and is a predicted model, not a curated record. Gene Ontology annotation, biological process: tRNA wobble uridine modification; tRNA methylation. Lineage: Eukaryota; Fungi; Ascomycota; Dothideomycetes; Dothideales; Saccotheciaceae. The transcript has 2 exons. Gene Ontology annotation, molecular function: protein binding; GTP binding; GTPase activity.
AUGGUCAGCACGCCCAUGCCUCCUGAUUUUCUCAUUCCUGAGUUUUCGACUAGAUUCUACGGUGAUCCGACCAUAUAUGCUUUGUCAACUGCUCCUGGUCGAGCUGCCAUUGCCAUCAUUCGCAUCUCUGGCCCAGCAUGCAAUCAUGUCUACAGAAGCCUUUGCCCUGGACAGAAGCCUUUAAAGCCUCGUUACGCUUCUGUGCGCACCCUGUAUCGUCCUGGGGCCAAACCCACGCCUGAUAACCUCUUGGACUCUAGUGCUCUGCUUCUCUAUUUUCCAGCUCCGAACACAGUCACUGGAGAGGAUCUUCUCGAACUGCAUGUGCAUGGAGGUACCGCUGUUGUGCGAGCUGUCUUGUCUGCCAUUCCACAGUGUUCGCCUACUAUGGGAGCUAUUCGCUACGCAGAGGCUGGCGAGUUCACUAGGAGAGCUUUCAUGAAUGAUCGUCUGGACUUGACUCAGGUCGAAGCUCUGGGAGACACUCUCUCUGCAAACACUGAGCAGCAGCGUCGUUUGUCGGUCCGCGGCACCACCAACAAUCUGUCUCUUCGUUAUGAAUCUUGGCGCCAGAUGCUUCUUGCAGCCAGAGGUGAGCUUGAAGCUCUAAUAGACUUCUCCGAGGACCAGCACUUCGACGAAUCGCCAGCUGAACUGGCCUCUUCCGUUGCCGGCCAAGUCCAGGAUCUGGUUCUUCUGAUCGACACACAUCGUCGCAAUGCGAUGCGUGGUGAGCUGCUCAGAAACGGUAUUGCCAUCAGCUUGCUCGGUGCUCCCAACGCUGGCAAAAGCAGUCUGCUCAACCGUAUUGUGGGCCGCGAAGCUGCUAUCGUCAGCCAGGAAGCAGGAACUACCCGAGAUGUGGUCGAAGUGGGGAUUGACCUGGGUGGCUACCUCUGCCGCUUAGGCGACACUGCAGGCUUGAGAAGUGCCGUUCUUGCGACCGCCGAAGCUCGAAGGGAGCACAUGCAGGAGAAGAUAAGCAUGAUCGAGAAGGAGGGCAUGAGACGCGCUAAGCAGAGAGCUAUCGAGAGCGACGUUGUCAUUGUUGUCUUGUCUCUGGAGCUCGAAGGCAAGAACGUAGUCUUGAGACCAGAUCCGGAGGUCACCGACACUGCUGCCGAGCUCGCGAAACAAAAGUCAAAUGUGCUGGUCGUGCUAAACAAGGUCGAUUUGCUUUCGGGCCACGCAUCAGAGCUAGAAAACUAUAGACGGCAGGUCGCCGAUGCACUCCCACAUGUCAGACUCGAGAACAUUUUUGCCAUCUCCUGCAAGGAUGCAGAUUUAUCAACUUCACCAGAUGCUGGGCAUAUUCCGACUUUCCUCUCUGGCCUCAUUCGGCAAUUCGAAGACAUGACUUCGGCUGUCGCAGCUACAGAUGACGACACAGAUCCCUCUGUUUGGCAAGAGUCGCUAGGAGCGACUGAACGCCACAGACUUCUCCUCGACGAAUGCCAGUUUCAUCUUGAGCAAUUCCUUGGUCAUGUCGAGGCAGGAACCCGGCCCGCUGGAGACUCCAAUCUGGAAGAACAGGAUGUCGACAUUGUCCUUGCCGCAGAGAACCUGCGCGAUGCUGCAACCUGUCUUGCUAGAAUCACCGGCAAGGGUGAAGCCGGAGAUGUUGAAGAAGUACUCGGUGUUGUGUUCGAGAAGUUUUGCGUUGGCAAAUGA